AGUCGGCCGUCACGCUAUGCGUGUCAAUACGCGAGAGACCGCGCGUAUCGCGGUUCGCCGCUUACUGGUUAUUAAGCCCCGGGCUCACCGUGAGAGCCUCGUUGUUAGCUUUGAGCUACGUUAAAAAGCUCUCGCUUUAUGUUGGCAAGUACCAGGCGAGAGGCGGGCAGUCAGGUGGUGUCGCGCAGGUGCGGCCCGCACUCGACCUGGAGCCGCAUUUGCAGCGCGCCGAGCCGCGGCCACCACGCGGCGGGCGGCCUCUCGCCUCAUCGCGCUCAUGGAGCCACCGUGGGAGCUGGAACUCGAACUGCGACGGCACAUCGAAAAUUGCGCUUGUACCUGCGACCACAUGGGCUACGGGAACUAUAUGGACUACCAGAUUGCGCCUGCGGCGCACGCCUGUCUGUGCCGUGCAAUUACUUCGCCGCACGCCCACGCUGCUGUUCCCGAAGGCAUGACCUUUCCUGGACCACUGCCCGAUGUAGCAGAGAGAUGUGGUCGUUGGGCUCCAGAUUCACUGUCAGCUUCAGCGUCAGGUAGUUCAGAUGAGAAACCUACACCUCGUCGUCCACGUUGGAGAAUAGCUUUGGCCGCACUAGUUGUGUUAGCUGGUUUGUGUGCUGCACUAGCAUUGCCACUCGCUUUAGGAGGUGGUGGUCGUGCUACACCAGAACAACGGCUCACGACCAUACGCCGCAUGUUACGAGACUCUCCGCUUGUCGACGGUCAUAAUGAUUUGGCGUGGAACGUUCGAAAGUUUUUACAUAAUAAAAUUGGUGACUUCAAUUUGAGCGCUGGUCUGGAAGGAUUAGAGCCGUGGGCACGUUCGCGCUGGUCGCAUACUGAUAUACCACGAUUAAGACUUGGUCAGGUCGGUGCUCAAUUUUGGUCGGCAUACGUCCCGUGCGGUGCGCGGGACAGAGAUGCUGUGCAGUUAGCUUUAGAACAAAUGGAUGUUAUUAAACGAAUAGUUGAGAUGAAUGCAGCACAUUUAGCACUCGUCACGGACGCGGCUGAAUUAUUAGAAGCGCAUCGAGAAGGUCGGAUAGCAUCAUUAAUUGGUGUAGAAGGAGGUCAUGCUCUUGGAGAUUCCCUUGCAGUUUUACGUGCAUUUUAUCAACUUGGCGCUCGUUAUCUAACAGUAACACACACGUGUGACACAAAAUGGGCACGAGCAGCUGGUAGCUCUGGUGGUCUUACAGAGUUUGGACGAGCAGUCGUUCGAGAAAUGAAUAGAUUGGGUAUGGUUGUCGACUUGUCUCACGCCGGUGAAGAGACAGCGCGUGAUGCGUUAGAAAUGUCGCAAGCACCGGUGGUGUUUUCUCAUUCGGGAGCAGCCGCGUUAUGUAAUUCAUCUAGAAACGUGCCCGAUGAUUUGUUACGUAUGAUCGCAGCGAACGGGGGAGUGGUCAUGAUUAACUUCUAUGCAAAACUAGUGACGUGCGGUGAGCGUGCAACUGUUGAAGAUGUUGUGGCACAUAUUAACCAUGUUAGACGCGUUGCUGGCGUUGAACACGUAGGCUUGGGGGCGGGCUACGACGGUAUUGAUGCUCCACCUGAAGGAUUAGAAGAUGUUUCUCGAUAUCCCCACUUGCUAGCAGAACUAUUACGAGAUCCCGAUUGGAGUGAAGAAGAUGUCCGCAAAUUGGCCGGUAUGAAUGUUGUACGUGUGUUACAAAAUGUGGAGCGCGUACGAGAUCAGUGGCGGCGUGCUGCAGUUCUUCCUGGAGAAGAAUCAGCAGGUGUGCGUCGUGGAGACUGCGUUUACGGACCCGCGUGACGCAGGCUGCGAGCCGCGCGCUACCCGCGGCAAUUAUCGUACUGCUCAAUAUUGACAUUUGUUGAACGUAGUUAUACUUGUAUUAUUAGUGUCAACAUGUGAUUUAGCGAAUAAUCUAGUUACGGAAGUAAUUGCGAAUCAUUGAAUGAUAAGAGUAACAGCUAAAAACUGUAAAUCUCGGUAGGCAAAACAAAACUUUUUCAGUUUACAAACAAAUUUGACAAUGAAAAUUAGUGUCUUAAAGCGUUCCUACGACAAAUAAUACAUAAUUAUGUAUAUUUAAAGAGUGUAUUAUUAAAACCAAAUUAAUUUACAUUAAAAAAUUUAAAUACGAGUAAUUCCUCAAAGCAAUAAGUACAAAAUAAUAAAAAUGGGAACCAUUAGAUGUAGAAAAGUGUAGGUCUGGCCACGUUGUAUGUAUUGCUACUGAUGCUUGGUAAAAAUUUACGGAGAGGUUCAGAACAUUUUAGAAUAUUUAAAAUGAUGCGUUGCUGUUAUUGUUCCAUGGUGGUAAUAACUUUCAAUACUAUCUUGACCUGAGACCUCAUUGCACAAAUUGUUUAGCUAAGGACAGAGCACACUGGGCGAUUCGUCUAGGUGCGUCCGCGUCUGCCCGCUGAACUGUUCUCCAUCCAUGCACGACUUCCUUGACGAGAGCCCAAUGUGACAUUUAAGAAAGUAAA
Bombyx mandarina (wild silkworm) is the source of this 2463-nucleotide messenger RNA. Its product is annotated as dipeptidase 1. Gene Ontology annotation, molecular function: metallodipeptidase activity. The record is from RefSeq and is a predicted model, not a curated record. Lineage: Eukaryota; Metazoa; Arthropoda; Insecta; Lepidoptera; Bombycidae. Gene Ontology annotation, biological process: proteolysis.